Molecule: messenger RNA, 2978 nt
Organism: Spirodela intermedia
Lineage: Eukaryota; Viridiplantae; Streptophyta; Magnoliopsida; Alismatales; Araceae
Source: the annotation of a GenBank genome assembly
AUGGGAAGAUCAAAGUUCCUAUCAAUGCUUCUAGUCUUCACAAUCUAUCAUUGCUGUGUGACAGGUCUAUCUGUCAAGAGUAUAGGUGGUCAGAAAAGAAAAUUGAGAAGCGAAAAAGAGAUUAAAUGGCUUUUUGCAGAGUGGCAAGUGAAGUAUGAUAAAUCGUAUGAUACGUCAAUGGAAGAAAGUAGAAGAAUUAAGAUAUUUAAGGACAAUUUACGUUAUAUCACUGAGCACAAUCGCCCAGAGAAUAACCAUUCCUUCACUCUAGGAUUGAACCAAUUUGCUGAUCUCACUACUGAAGAGUUUGCAAGCAUAUAUCUCAAUAGUCAUCUUAACGUAGAACCAUCGUCACAUGCAAGUGAUCGUUACAUGCCUAAAGAGGGUGAGCAACUCCCUAACUUUGUUGACUGGAGACGUGCAGGUGCUGUGUCUCCUGUGGAAUAUCAAGGCAAUUGUGGUUAGUAUAUCAUCUUUUGUAUAUUGAUAUAUUCUAUGAAUGAAUUUAAUAUCUUUAGAUAAAGGAUUGCAAAUGUUCAUAAUAGUUAGUUUUCAAAACAUUCCAUAUUCACAUUUUAAAAUUCUUUAUUUAUCUUCCAGUUGACAUUUUGUUCUUAUUUCAUGAUCAACAUUAUGCAAACACUCUUUGAGUUCAUAUAAACAACACUAAACCUGUGGAUCAACGAAAGAUAUCCAUAAGAAUUUAGAACUCACCAACAUAUUUAUCUAAGGUCACAUAAGUCUAUAACACAAAAAAAAAUCAUGAAUCAUAAAGAAGUUUCUCCCAAAAAUCAUGAAAAUAAAUGAAGAUAGAAGAAAAGUUAAUUCCAUUCCCUUCAUUGAAAUCCCUUAUUUUCAUUUAUUUAACUAUCAUUUUUCAGCAUUAUCACUACCCUUGCUUUAUUUCUUUAAUAUCAUUUCAGAUGUACCCUCACAACAUUAAGUGACAAAACACAUAUUUAACACAAUUAAUUUAUUUAUCAUUAUCCAAAAAUACAUGCCAUUUGUGAAAUUUUCAAAUUCGAAAUUUAUAAUGGAGAUGAUAUCAUUUAUUUUAUCAAUAUCUUCUCUUUACAAUUCAUGAUGAACAUUUUUUAUCGUAAUCUACAAGUCUAGAGUAAAACUUGUAGAUUGAUUUGGUGUAGUGAUAGUUGAAUUAGCGUAGUUGUGUAUCUCUCCAUGUUCUUGUACUCUCAUAUUUUAAAUUACAUUCAUUUAUUUAAAAUUCUUGUAUAAAAAAAAUUAAAAUUUCCAUAUUUUAGUAUAUUUGUGAGAAUGAGGGAUCAUAAUUAUGUAACAUAACCAAACAAUGCAACAUGAAUCAAUCAAGAUUUGCAGAAAACCUAAAAUUAAAUAAGCCCCAUACUUGAUCAUGCUCAUUGUCAUGAAUUUUCCAUCCUUAUUUAACUCUAACUAAGCAUUGACAUAAACAAAGGGAGUUGUUGGGCGUUUUCGGCUGUUGGCGCUAUUGAGGGCAUAAAUCAAAUAGUCACGGGAAACUUAAUGACCCUUUCAAAGCAAAAUUUGGUGGACUGUGAAAGACUUUCUAAUGGUUGCUUUGGGGGCCGUACAUCGUCUGCCUUUCAGUAUGUACAAAAUUCUGGUAUUGACACUGAAUCUCAUUACCCUUAUCAAGGAGUUCGGCAACCCUGCAAUCCAAUCAAGGUAAUAAUAUCAUGUACUCUUAAUAUGCUUCCUAACACACCGUAGCAACAAGUCAUAAUAAAUAUUUGAUCUUUGCAGGAGAGUGUUGUCUACAUUGAUAAUUAUGAAGUCAUUCGAUCUAGAAACGAGAUUUCUUUACAAAAAGCUGUAUCAAGUCAGCCUAUUAGUGUUUCAAUCAAAUCUAAUAGUACAGACUUUAUAUUUCACAAAAAGGUAAGUGACUCAUUGUGCUGUAAACUUGUUUUGGUAAAGUCAAAUAAUACUUUUAAAUUCUUAAUGAUUUAUUGAUUUCCACAUGGUAAAUAUGUUUAGGUGACCUACAUAGUUACAUCAUCCCAUACAUUUGGAAAAUUAAAUCAUACCUGCAGAAGUAUGACAAUAGUUUAGGGAAUUUAAGAUCAUCACCUGAAAUUUAGAAGCAUAUAAAUUGAUUGGUAUGCAUUUCUCAUUUAGACAUUUAGAAGGUCUUAUGUUGUUACCUAAUGGAGUAUAAUAAUUGUAGUAGUUUAAUGAGAACUAGGUUAACCAUAGAAUAAUCACUAGAAGCUAGUGGAAAAUGGAUGUGGGGUAUGCUUCAUUUAAUCGAAUGCAAAUAAGUUCUCACAAAUGUAUGUUGUUUUGAGCAAAUAUUAUUACGCAAUGGUAUUUGUUUUUCUGGUUUGAGUCUUUUGUAAAGAAGCCAUCAAAUAGUAAGCACACAAUGAAAAUUCCCAUAAGUUUGUUGCAUUUUUUUUAAGAUUUUACUAUUAUACAUCAUGUACCUCAACUCAUCUACUUCACUGUCUCAACAAUCAAUCUAACACUGGAUUCUAGAUCAUUAAUCAAUAGACAAAAUUGUUGGAUCACAUUUAAUCGCACAUGAUUUGUGUGCAAACCUUAUCAUAAUAAACAAUUUUGGUCAUAUAGUAAGAAAAGCAAGCAUAAAGAAGCCAAACAUGAAAAAUCUACACAGACAAACAUUCAAUUUAAAUGGUUUCUUGGAUCUUAUGCCAUACGUAUUAAAACAAUUGCAACUGUAACCGUUUCAUAUCUUCUAGGGUGUUUUCUCUGGAAGAUGCGGGCAAAAAUUGGAUCACGGGGUUCUCGUCGUGGGAUAUGGCCGCGAGGACGGAAAGGAUUAUUGGCUUAUUAAGAAUUCUUGGAGCACAUUCUGGUCAGAAAAUGGAUACGGCAAAAUCGAACGCAAUAUAAAUGCGCCGUUCGGGAAAUGUGGUAUUGCAAUGAAUCCGUCCUAUCCAGUAAUAGACAAGCCUUACCGUCUCUAUGGGCAGUCUUCAAAGACCAUACAGAAGAUGCCUCUGGCGGGCGCAUAG